Messenger RNA from Fonsecaea erecta, 1563 nucleotides. RefSeq names its product MFS transporter, SP family, sugar:H+ symporter. The record is from RefSeq and is a predicted model, not a curated record. Gene Ontology annotation, molecular function: carbohydrate:proton symporter activity. NCBI's taxonomy places the organism in Eukaryota, Fungi, Ascomycota, Eurotiomycetes, Chaetothyriales, Herpotrichiellaceae. Gene Ontology annotation, cellular component: membrane. The transcript has 5 exons. Gene Ontology annotation, biological process: transmembrane transport; carbohydrate transport. Bases 1 to 1563 code for a protein of 520 amino acids.
AUGGCCGACCUCGAGGGUAACCUCCGCAGCCAAGGGGUCAACUUUGGCCUCAUUGCCGUCCUCGCUGUUCUCGGAUUUGGAUCAUUGACCUACGGAUACACUGCUGCCAUCAUUGGCACUACUCUUGGGCAACCGACAUUCAUCAAGUAUUUCGAACUCGAUACUCGUCCAAACGGGACAGACUUGAUUUCGACCACCAAUGGACUCUUCCAGACUGGCGGAGUCAUCGGCACUCUCUGCCUCCCGUGGGUCCUGGACAAAUAUGGUCGCAAAUGGGCGUGUGCAGUGCCGGCAGUCCUCGCGAUCAUCUCUGGGGCUUGCAUGGCCGGCGCCGUGCACAUCGGCAUGUUCAUCGCGUUCCGGUUCGUGGCGGGCGCGUCGGCGUUCAUGGUGCUGGCGGCGGUGCCGGUGUUCAUGGCCGAAAUCGUGCCCGUCCACCUCCGCGGCGCCCUCGUCGACAUCCACGGCGUCAUGCUGGUUCUCGGCUACGUGGUCCAGGCGUGGAUCGGGUUCGGCUUCUACUUCUGGCAGAGCGGCAGCAGCGUCACCUGGCGACCGCCCGUGGCCGUCCAGUGCUUCUUCCCGUUGUGCCUCUUGGUCGGCUUGCUGUUCGUGCCCGAGAGUCCACGGUGGUUGGUCAUGCAGGGCCGCGAAAGUGAAGCGGAGCAGAUCAUCUACAAGCUACACAGGAACAAGAAGGAUCCCGAUAACCUCGCGGCGAAGGCCGAGUUCUAUCAGAUCCAACAGCAGAUCGCCAUUGAAAGGACCCUCGGCAGUUCCUGGAUGCAUAUGUUCAGAAGGCCGUCCUACAGAAAAAGGACCAUGUUUGGCGUGAGUGUGGGCGUGAUCAUCCAGUGUGGCGGUGUGCUGGUGAUUAAUAACUACGGCCCUUCCCUCUACAGACUGCUGGGUUUCUCGCCGGUGAAGCAGCUCCUCUACCCAGCCGCGUGGCUCACAUUCGCGCUGGGUCUCAACGUCAUUUCCAUGUUCCUGAUCGACCACUUUCCUCGGAACAAAUACAUAGCAUUUGGCGUCUCGGGCUGCGUGUGUGCUCUCAUCUGCGAGGCCGCACUGGUUGCAAAUUUUGUCCCCUCCGACAAUCAUGCCGCCCUCCAGGCCGCCGUCGCCAUGUUGUUUGUGUACCAGCUCUUCUACGGCUUGUGUCUCGACGGGCCACAGUUUGCCUACAUUGGAGAACUGUUCCCAACCCAUCUCCGGGCGAAGGGCGUCUGUCUGACCGUGGCCGGGAUAUCAGCCAUGAAUAUCAUUUGGCUUCAAUCAGCUCCCACGGCCUUUGAAAAGAUUGGCUGGAAGUUCUACCUGGCAUUCAUCAUUCCCGCGAGUAUUGGCGCCAUUGUGAUGUGGUUCUACUUUCCCAACACGAAAGGGGUCCCCUUGGAGGAGAUCGGAGUUCUAUUCGGCGAGACGGACGAGGUGGCCGUAUAUCAAAGGGACAUUGAGGUGGAUCACAUCAAUCACACCAUUCACGACCGUCACCACGAGCAGUCCAAAGCGAUGGACGCAUCACACGUAGAGACCAACAUUGUAGAAGAUCAAGUUUGA